AUGUUUACCGGAGUGACGCCGGAGUCACUCAUUCCUCGCUCAGAUUCACGAAAUCCAGCGACCACGUGCAAAGGCCUUACACAAUCCGGGCGACCAUGCAAACGGCCUAUUGACGCGAAGGAGCCUGAAGGCGAUGGUGUUCUCGCCCACAAAGACCAGGCCGAGACGUUGGCCGCGAAAGAGUCGACAGGACCAGAGACGCAAUUGUACCCGCUGAAAGAGAGGAGUAGCAUUGAUACACUGGUGCAACGGCUGGGUGUUCUGGACAUCGAGGAGCCGAAUGAAGCUGCUCCACGCAAGAGGAGAAGCAGUGGCCAUAGAAGAAGAUCUGGGUCUCGACCACCCAGACGAAUCAACCGGCCACCGACGUGGGAUGCUGUCCAGGAAACACCCAUGCAAGAUAUCCCACAACCACAAUCACAACCACCACAACCACCGCGUGCACAAGGCCAAUCUCGAAAAAGCAGCAGCCAACACUCGCGCCCUUCGAGCUCUCGCAAGCCCCUCAGUGAAAAGCCGGCCCGACCGGUCAACAAGUCCAACAACGCCAGCUCCGACUCGGAAACCGCCACGCUCCUGCGCUACAUCCCCACCUCUGUCCCCCCGAAACUGGCCUCAACCCUGUUAGCGGAACUCUCCAAGCCCAUCUCCCCCCACGACGAGGAAGGCUUCAUCUACAUCUUCUGGCUGACGCCCGAGGCUGCGGGCCCAGCACCCGCAUCCGCAGCCAGUAAUUUGCUGGCGCCACGGGGCGAGGGGUCGAGGCGACGGACGUCGGAUGUCAUGAGGCAGUAUUCUGUCAAAGAGAAGAAGGGCGAGAAAGCGGGGGGGGACAAGGGAGGCAAAGAGACGAUUCUCCUCAAGAUAGGCAGGGCGAAUAACGUGCAUCGGCGGAUGAAUGAGUGGACGAGACAAUGCGGGUAUAGUCUUUCGCUUGUGCGGUACUAUCCGCAUGUUUCGUCUGCGACGCCAUCGCCUGCGGGUGGUGGAGGGUUGCAAGCUGGGGGUGAUGGGGCGGCGGCGGGAGUGCGCAAGGUACCACAUGCGCAUCGGGUGGAGCGCAUGAUUCAUUUGGAAUUGGGGGAGCAGCGCGUGAUUAAGCAGUGUGAGGCCUGUGGGAAGAGCCACAAGGAGUGGUUUGAGGUCGAGGCUACGAGGGAGGGGAUUAAGAAGGUGGACGAGGUUGUGAAGAGGUGGGUUGAGUGGGCGGAGAAGAGGAAUGAAUGAUGUGAUAGUUGGAUGUAUUUGGGUAGCUGGCAUAUCAACAUACGACCAUCAUCAUCAAAGAUUCACGCACCAG
Bipolaris maydis ATCC 48331 is the source of this 1300-nucleotide messenger RNA. The record is from RefSeq and is a predicted model, not a curated record. Lineage: Eukaryota; Fungi; Ascomycota; Dothideomycetes; Pleosporales; Pleosporaceae.